AUGAGGAUCUACCUGCUCCCCGUGUCCACGCGGCGAACGCUCCUCUACGCCAACCGCCUCAACGCCGCCUCGCACGACGGCAGCCUCAUCGACCGCGGCGCCGCCUUGGCCGCGCGCAAGUGGGCGCAGUGGGAGAAGAUGGAGCGCGGCUGGCAGCGCAAGGUCGUCGACUACGGCAACCAUGCCUUCCGGCGCAUUCCCUUUGAGGAGUGGGGGCUCAAGUCGGUGCCGCCGCUGUCGGCACGGCGCCGCGAGGACGAGCUGCGGGGCCGCGAUGCCGUCCAGCUGGUGUUCCCGCCGGCGGCGAUCCCGGAGCACAAGGCCGAGGGGGUGGUGCGGAGGCUGGCGACGGAGAGGCAGGCGCUGCAUCGGCAGAGGCUGAUGUGGUGCUUUGUGGGCAUGCCUAUCACGGCGCCCUUGGGGCUGGUACCUUUAGUCCCCAACCUCCCCUUCUUCUACCUCGUCUACCGCGCCUGGUCUCACUGGCGAGCCAUCAACGGCGGCAAACACAUCCAAUGGCUCCUCCAGAACAACCUCCUCCACCUCGCCCCCUCCAAAGAGCUCGACCAGCUCUACACAAAGCACGGCCAGGCCCCCGCCGACGAGCCCGCCGGCAAGGAGCAGAUGCUCAUCACCCAGAAGCAGAUCCAGGACUUUUCAGAAACCCUCGACCUGCCCGCCGUCGAGAUUGAGCUCGAGAGGGCCAUCUGGCAGGUCGAGCGCGCGCUGGGCAAGGAGCAGGAGCCGCAGACGACGGAAAAGACGCCUGAGGAAAAAGACAAGCAGACGGAAAAGACACCUGAAGAAAAAGACAAGCAAUCAUGA
Molecule: messenger RNA, 825 nt
Organism: Trichoderma aggressivum f. europaeum
Lineage: Eukaryota; Fungi; Ascomycota; Sordariomycetes; Hypocreales; Hypocreaceae
Exons: 2
Coding region: 1-825 (274 amino acids)
Biological process (GO): potassium ion transport; proton transmembrane transport
Cellular component (GO): mitochondrial inner membrane
Source: RefSeq, a predicted model, not a curated record